This is a messenger RNA of Dicentrarchus labrax (European seabass), 6034 nucleotides long. RefSeq names its product probable serine/threonine-protein kinase kinX. The record is from RefSeq and is a predicted model, not a curated record. Gene Ontology annotation, cellular component: cytoplasm; autophagosome. Lineage: Eukaryota; Metazoa; Chordata; Actinopteri; Moronidae. Gene Ontology annotation, molecular function: ATP binding; protein serine/threonine kinase activity. Gene Ontology annotation, biological process: peptidyl-serine phosphorylation; protein autophosphorylation; autophagy. The coding region runs from base 120 to 1541 and encodes 473 amino acids. The transcript has 5 exons.
UUCCUGACCUAUACAGUCAGGCUGCUGAAGCACUUAGGUGUGCCAGCUUGGCCUCCAGGCCAUGGACCAGAUACAAGAAGGCGUGGAAGAGGUAUAAAGAGAGAUAACUAUGUCAACUCAUGUUCAGACUUGACGCAGAUGCUUUUCCUCAACAGCAAAAGAUGGCGUAUUCCACCAGCACACUUGCACAGGGCUGUUUCGGGAAGGUGUACAAGCAGAAAUACAAUGAUACCUGGGCUGCUAUAAAGAAGGUCCCCCACCAGCUCAUCAAUAGGAAGGACCUGGAGAGAGAGUGUGAAGUGUACAACAAAGCAAAUCAUCCCAACAUAGUGAAGCUUCUGGGCAACAUAACUCUUGCAGAUGGAAAAUGGAUAAUUCCUCUAGAGUUUAUCUUUGGAGAGGACUUAGAGACCACCAUCUUCAAAGCAUCAAAGUCUAAAAUACAGUUGACUCAAUCUAAUAAAGGCACCAUCAUCAUCGGCAUGUGUGAAGGGCUGCUUCACCUCCACUCCAGAGAUAUUGUCCAUCAGGACCUCAAGCCUGAAAACAUCAUGGUGGAGCAUAACACAAAUAGAGCCGUCAUCAUCGACCUGGGACUGGCCAAGUUCUUCAGACAUGGUCUCAACUCUGCCAUUGACAUGGGGAACGAGGCCUACUCAGCACCCGAAGUGCUGCAGAGGACCAGCCAGCGGGACCAACGCUCAGAUGUGUGGGCUAUGGGUAAGAUCAUCGCUGAGCUUUGUGCCCGGGUCCGGCUGUACACGCCCAGCGUCUGUCCCGCCAAGAUCAUGGAGACCCUGAAGGAUCAGCCGUACUGCCACGCUGUGUGUAGGAUGGUGGAGAACAACCCUUCCCUGAGGGCCUCCAUGGGUGGGGUAAUCAGUGAGAUACGAAGAGCCGGAGGUGCAGGCAUCGUCAUUGAUAAACCUGUUAAAACAGAACACCUUAAACCACCUUCAUCCCACAUUAAUGUCACAAACCGGUCUCCAUCUCCAAUGAACAGAGGUGCAUCUCCAGUGAACAGGGAUCCAUCACCAUUUAACAGAGAUCCGUCACCAAUGAACAAAGCUCCAUCACCGUUUAACAGAGAUCCAUCACCAAUGAACAGAGCUCCAUCACCGUUUAACAGAGAUCUGUCACCAAUGAACAGAGCUCCAUCACCGUUUAACAGAGAUCCGUCACCCCUUAAUAGGUCUCCAUCACCGCUGAAAUGGGAGCGUUCACCAAGACCAGAACUCAAAGGAUUGCUUCCUCAAGCCAGACUGCACCACUCUCCUUCCCCUCAGAAGACAGAGGAUAAAAACAAAAACCAGGCUCUGGUCCCGACAGGCGGAGCCGACCUUACCAGAGACUUCAUGAAAAUGAGAUUGUACGAAGAGGCUGCCAAGGAUAUGCCCUGCAACCUGCCCACAACAGGGAGGGUGGUGGUGCGGCGCUUUGAGGAGAAAAAUGGGGAGGUAGAAAAAUGGGAGCAGAAGGAGGUGGUGACACGUGAUGGGAAGAUAGUCAAGUAUGAUGAUGUCAAGUUUAAUAGCAAGUAGUAGUAGAAUGAGAGUUUUGUCUCCUCAAAACGGACUGCAUGUGCUGGUUAAACUGGUUAGUUCAGGGUCCACUUUUGGUAUCUUCUUAGGAGAAAAUAAAAUGUAUUUCCAUUGAACUAAGGAGUAAACUGAGAUUCAGCUACAGUAGGCACCUAUUUCUACAGAUAAAAUGGACUUAACAACAACCUUUUACAAUCUUUCCGGCUGGAAGUUUUAAGCUUUAAUAAGAAGAUAUCUUGAAAAGGUUUUGGUUGUGCUGUAAUAUGAUAUUCAAGCAUGUAAGCAAUUGGAUUGAUCUUCCCCAUAAACUUAAGUAGCAAUGACUUCAUGAGCUUCUUCUAUAAUAAAAUUAUUACUAUUAGAGAAAAAAUUAAUCACCAACUGCCAUCAACAGUUAUCAGUGGCUCUCCAAGUUCAGGGACUUCUGUCAAUGUAAACUUAGAUGUAUAUUUAGACUGUUUUUCUGCUAUCGAUCUUCAUCAGUUAACUUCAAUCAUUUCUUCAUCGAAGCCAUCAACCUGUCUGUUAGACCCGAUCCCAACUAGGCUGCUUAAAGAAGUUGUUCCCUUAAUUGGCACUUCUUUACUGGAUAUGAUUAAUCUUUCUUUAUUAUCAGGAUAUGUACCACAGUCCUUUAAAGUAGCUGUAAUUAAACCCCCUUCUUAAAAAGUCUACUCUUGACCCAGGGGUUUUAGCCAACUAUAGACCGAUUUCUAACCUCCCGUUCCUCUCUAAGAUUCUGGAGAAAGUAGUCGCCAAAGAGUUGUGUGACUUUCUACAUAACAAUAGUUUAUUUGAGGAUUUUCAGUCAGGAUUUAGAGUUCAUCAUAGCACAGAGACAGCUCUGGUUAAAGUUAAUAAUGACCUUCUGACUGCUUCUGACAAUGGACUUGUCUCUGUACUUGUAUUAUUAGAUCUUAGUGCUGCAUUUGACACCAUUGACCAUGAUAUUCUUUUACAGAGACUUGAGCAUCAAAUUGGCAUUAAAGGAACUGCCCUAACCUGGUUUAAGUCAUACUUAUCAGAUCGUACUCAGUUUGUACAUGUUAACGAUGAAUCCUCCAUAAAUACUAAAGUUAGUCAUGGAGUUCCACAAGGUUCUGUACUUGGACCAAUACUAUUUACUUUAUAUAUGCUCCCUUUAGGCAACAUUAUUAGGAAUCACUCCAUUAACUUUCACUGUUAUGCAGAUGAUACGCAGUUAUAUCUAUCAAUCAAACCCAAUGAAAUUAAUCAAUUAUCUAAAUUACAAACAUGUCUUAAGGACAUAAAAUCCUGGAUGACCUGCAAUUUUCUGAUGUUAAACUCAGAAAAAACCGAAAUUCUUGUUCUUGGCCCCAAAAACCUUAGAGACUCAUUGUCUAAAGAUAUAGUCACUCUAGAUGGCAUUAACUUGGCCUCUAGCACCACUGUCAGGAAUCUUGGAGUUCUCUUUGAUCAGGAUUUGUCAUUUAACUCCCACAUAAAGCAGACCUCUAGGACUGCCUUCUUUCAUUUACGUAAUAUUAGAAAAAUUAGACACAUACUAUCACAGACAGAUGCAGAAAAACUAAUCCAUGCAUUUGUUACUUCAAGGCUGGAUUACUGCAACUCUUUAUUAUCAGGUUGCCCCAAUAAGUCCAUUAAAACGCUCCAAUUAAUUCAGAACGCUGCAGCACGAGUACUGACAGGAACUAGAAAAAGAGAUCACAUCUCUCCUGUACUAGCUACUCUGCAUUGGCUCCCUAUAAAAUGUAGAAUUGAAUUUAAAAUACUCCUCCUCACCUAUAAAGCUCUUCAUGGUCAGGCCCCUUCAUAUCUUAAAGAGCUCAUAGUACCCUAUUACCCCACUAGAACACUACGUUCUCUGAAUGCUGGGCUACUUGUGGUUCCUAUAGUCUCUAAAAAGUAGAACAGGAGCCAGAGCCUUCAGUUACCAAGCUCCUCUCCUGUGGAACCGGCUUCCAGUUGUGGUUCGGGAGGCAGACACCCUCACCACUUUCAAGAGUAGGCUUAAGACAUUCCUCUUUGAUAAAGCUUAUAGUUAGGGCUGGAUCAGGUGAGUCCUGAACCAUCCCUUAGUUAUGCUGCUAUAGGCCUAGACUAUCGGGGGAUUUCCCAUGGUGCACUGAGCUACUCUCUUCCUCUCUCUUUCUGCACUCAUUCAUGUCCCUUUAAUGCAUGUUACUAACUCCACUUCUUCCCCGGAGUUCUUGUGCUUUCUCGUCUCGCAGGUUCUCAUGGAUCCUGGUGGAGCCUCCUGCCAUGGUCCUGCUUGACUGCCAUUGCCAAUACUGUUGUUGCUGUGCACCUGUCUGUCUGUCUGUCGCUCUCUCUCUCUCUCUCUCUCUCUCUCUCUCUCUCUCUCUCACCCCAACUGGUCGAGACAGACGACCACCCACCUAGAGCCGGAGGAUCUGUCCUAGGUUUCUGCCUUUUAACAGGCAGUUUUUCCUUGCCCUUGUCGCCAAGUGCUUGCUCAUGGUGGUACUGUUGGGUCUCUGUAAUUAAUGUUAAAGAGUUCGGUCUAGACCUGCUCUAUUUGAAAAGUGUCCUGAGAUAACUUCUGUUAUGAAUUGGCGCUAUACAAAUAAAAUUGAAUUGAAAAAUUGAAUUGAAUUCUAAUUUUCUUGCCACAAAAAAAAUAUCUGUAGGCAUUAACAGCCAUCAGUGAAUGUUUUUCAGCAUUUGAAUGUAUAAGACUGUGAACAUGGCUCAUACAUUAUGUCUUUGUGUGUAUUAACACAUUCUAAAAUAUCUUUUGCACAUUUUUUUAGAGGACUUAUAACUCUUGAAAACAUCAUGCAGGUCCAACCAAAUUAAUCAAGUCACAAUCUACACUUCGGUUCAGUCAUGGCGUUGAAUAACGGCCUGAAAAGGGUUUUUGCAGAACAUUAGGAUGUCAUGGUGAAGUUGACCUUUGACCUUUUGGAUAUAAAAUGUCAACACUUCAUCAGUUCAUCCUAUUAGACAUUUGUGUGAAAAUCUUAAUCUUAAUCAUAAUGUGCAUAUGAAUUCUUGAAUUAUGGCCAAAAACAUGUUUUUUGUUGUUCCUGAGAUAUCACCUUCCUGAGAAUGGGACAUCUGUGCGUAAGGACAACCCAAAAACCUAAUGCCUAAUGCCUCUUACUUUAACCAUUAUUUAUUAUCAAAAUUGUUGCAAAUAUAAUCAAUGAAUUAAUUCAAUUAAUGGUUUUAGCUCUGGGUGCAGAAUUCUUAGGUCCGCCAGUAUUUAGAGCUCAGACACACGAAACAAGAAGCACUGUUUUUAUUUUACAGACCCUUUUAAGAACCAGAAGAGCUUGUUUUACAGUCAAUGUGUUUGUUAAACACUGCUGCAGUAAUGAACUGUAUGUACCCCGACCACCAUGUAGUAAUCUUAAAACAACACAGCUGACAGCACUGAACUCUACUCACUGUGCUUGGUGUGUCUUAUUGUAACUUUUUUUCCUUGUUCUUACUGUUGGUGUUUGUUACACUAAAGUGUGUUACAUUUCAGAUGUUGAAUCCUCCUACAAAUGAGUGACUUAAGGAUAAAAAGCAGCAGCUGUUAAGUAUCAGAAGUGACUUGUGAUCUGUGGAUCUGGAGCCUUCUAUCUCUAAGCCACAAAUUACAAGGAAGUGGGAUGUGUGGUUUCCUCUGCAGGGUUGAGGAGUAAUGUCUCUGGGUUGUUUAAAACCACCUCCUGGUACUUCUGUAACAUGUGCUUGGUCUUCUGUAAGAAGAUCCUGAAGAAUACUCCAGAGCCAGGUUGUGACAAGGCACAGCUGCUUUGUAUCGGUGAUGGGUAAUAUCAUCGCUGAGCUUCUCAUUGGAUACAGAUGUACACUAACCCUUCUCACACACAGGACAUUCUUAGGCGAAAUGUUUUCUGUGAUGUGGUCAGUUGGAUGUUGGAGGGCAGUCCAGAACCACGGGCAAAUAUUGCACAGGUAAUUAGUGUAAUAAGAGCAGCAGGGAGAGGCCCAGCUGAGUGCCACACAAUGUCCGAACCCAAAGCAAUGGUGCCUUCCCAAUGCAUUUGAGUCUUGAACCUGCCUCCAAAUUUUUCUGUGCCAGAUAAUUUACCCCUGACAGCACUGUCAAGAGUAAUUACGUUAAAUUUGGCCAUAAGAGGAAAUCAGCUUCAACCACACGGGAUGAAUUGUGAAUCAGGAAUGGCAGAUUUGAUUUGAUUUUUGGUGGACAAAUAUAAAACCUGAUAGGGCACCAAAUCAUUAGCUAAUGUUCCUGUUAGAAGUUGAAAAGUUAAUGGCUUAAAUAUGUGCAUUCCCCUUUAAGCAUCAUGUUCUGUGAUUGGCUCUGUAUGUUUUCUGUAACCCAGAUCAAAGUCAUUACCUUGGAGCAGUGGUUCCCAACCUAGGGAUCGGGUAAAUUGUUAAUGGCCAAGCACCAGGAACAAGAAAACACUGAAUGUCCAAAAAAAGUCUUUCAUCUAUAUGAUUGUUAAAAAAAAAGAAAAAAAUCUGCUCAAAAUUCACCCAAAUCACUCGUUUUACACAAUUUUUUUACA